AUGUUGCUCUCACUUUCAGAGUCAAAUUUUGAGCUAAUAAGUGUGGAAGCAGCUGGAUGCCCAGGAACUGGGAAUUCGUGUGAUUUCAAGCGAGGUUCAGAGCCGAGAAUUCGAAUUGGCUUCAAACCAAAUCGAGAUGUUGACAAACUGCAAACAACGGUUCGAGCUAAACUUGGUGGUGCACUCGUACCGUUCAAUCUAGACAAUGACAAUCCAUGUGAAAAAGGCAAUUUGACUUGUCCUCUAAAGAUUGGUCAAACCUACUACUAUUCACAAUCAGUGAAAAUUCUUGAUCAAUACCCAAAGGUUAAUGUGCAAGUGAAUUGGCUACUCAAUGAUAAGAGCAAUGAUGAGUCUGAUAACGAUAAAAGCAAACGAGAAGUGUGCAUAAUCUUCCUGGCAAAAGUGGUCGACUAA
Anisakis simplex (herring worm) is the source of this 417-nucleotide messenger RNA. Lineage: Eukaryota; Metazoa; Nematoda; Chromadorea; Rhabditida; Anisakidae. The record is from the annotation of a GenBank genome assembly.